UGUUGUUUUGGUGUUCUCUUCGUCAUGGCGCGCGCAUUAUCGGGAGAGUGCGUUAUUAUUGUUAAACGUUUAAUAUUUUAUCGUUGCUUUUGAAUUUUUUACCACAGUACCCAAGUUUGUGUUUUAGUUUUCUAGAAAUUACAUACGUUAUUUUUUUUUAACGGAAUUCAAAUUUUAACCUACGCCGACACUACCUCUGGAACUUGCACCACGCGUUUCACAAAAUCGUUUUCAUACCGUUGUGCGUCCCUUGCGCCGCCGACAACAAAUAUCAAGCCCAAACUGAUCAACAUCUACACCGGACGUCGACGGCAAUACCUAUCCGAAGCUGUAGGGGCCGUCUACCGCUGGGAGGGGUUAUCGAAGUGGCCGUCAAGGCGUCACGCGUGUUGAAAGUACGCGCGCGAAAAUCCCCCCUUGUCGUUCUCAAACGUGGAGGCAAGCCUUCGUUAUAAUUUUUGCCCUCUCCGGCCUCCGCCAUGCUCCGCCACCACCGUAGUGGUUGCCUCCAAUCGAUACUGUGAUAGUAGAAUAAUAAAAAAAUUGCAAAACGUAAUUUUUCGAUUGUUUUUGUUGCACCACGUUAUUACUGAAAAAUAAUAUUGUGCCGUACACGCGAAUUGUUAUUGUUGUAUGCCAUUGAUCGGAGUCCACGCCAACAACAAACGAUCGUACGACGCGUCCAUGGUGUGACCACCAUAUCAGCCCAUUGAACCGGGCAGCUGUUUUCUUUCGACCAACAACGCCACCACAAUUGCACAAACAUGCACCACGCUGCCUCGAUGGUCUUGCAGGAGAACAAGAGAUCACUGUUCCUGGGAUCGUUUGUUCAAGUGGGAGCCGGUAUCGAGAGGUUGAUGAUCCAGAACAACGAGGGCGCCGGUGACGACGAGUCCAUGGAAAUCUUUGAUUUUGUGGGCAACCAGCAUGGGGAUCACGUGCCUAGUGAGACCGUGCGACAAAUGUACAACGCUUCCGCUGAAGAAAUAAGGAACACAACUCCAAAAUAUAUAUCAUGUUGUAUGAAAUCUGUGAUAAAGGAUCAUUUGGAAAUGAUUCCAGACAUACUUUCAGUGAUCAAAAAAAUGACAAAAGACGAAGACAAACUGAUGCGUUUCGAUACAAUCAGUACGGUUGGGUAUUUAUGCACAAUUUUUCACCAACACAACAAUCUAAAGUCUUACAUACAUUCAUCUUUACUGCCAGAAAUUAUUGGAUCAUUAUCAGACCCAGCUGAACAAGUAAUAAUGCGAGCUCAAAUGGUACUGACUUAUAUUAUAAGUAAAGGUGUAAUUGAUAACAAGACUGUACAAGAAACUGUUUGUCCGGCACUCAUUUUAGCUGCUAAUGCAACAGACGAUCUCCAUGUGCAAAAUAAUAUUGUCACGUUAGUAGGAAAACUUGUUCUCAAAGUUGAUGACAAUUUUGUGUGCAAAACCGUGUUGCCAUUUUUGAUCAAUAAAAGCCAAAGCGAUUGCAUAUAUGUGAGGUUAGCAGCUUUAUUAAGUUUUCCUGAGCUUGGUCAUGUACUAGAUAUUGAACAAAAAACCAAAGUUCUACUACCUCGUUACGUAGAAAUGUGUAAUGAUCGUGUUAGUACGAUUCGGAAGACAUGUGCUGAUAUUAUUACACCAUUAUCGGCAUGCUGUGAUGACUCCCUGAGACGAGGUCCUGUAACUGAUGCGGCUAGUCGUUUACUUAGCGAUAGCUGUAAAUUUGUACGUCUGACAGCAUUAGAAAAUUUAGGCCCGUUGAUCACUACCUAUGCGAAUCCUGCAGUCACUUCAUUAGUCACCACUCGUACUUAUAUCCUUAUGAUGGUCAGCAAUUUCACUGAUGAUUUACAUUACAUGACUAUGAAAUGUCAAACAAGUCAAGAAUAUUUUAAGGCAACUGAAUUACUUAUGGAUCGAGAAAAGCCUUGGUCUAAUGAAACAUCAAUGAAAAAUGAUAACAAAUUUUGGGUUGCGGACUAUAAUGUUAAGACUGAAUCAGAAGAAUUAUACAGCACUUUUGCCUAUUGGAGAGAGCCUAUCUGUGAUACAAAAUCAUCUUUUAAUUUUGAAAGCGAUUAUGACGAAAGAGAAAACGAUGGUGAUAGACAACUAACAAUGUUGCCAAAUAAAUUGUGGUAUGUGCCUAUGAAUAAUAACUCGACGAAUUUAAAUUGUACUGAAAUGAAAAAGUCUGAAUUUGAAGUAAAACCUGUCAAAGAAGUGGAAGACGAUGGCGAAAAUAAAUCAUCAGCUGAUCUUAUAGUUCCAUCUGUAUUAUUAGACCAUUACGCCGAUAUGGCUGGCGCCUUUGACGACAGCGAUCUUGCGUCACAAUGUGCUUGUAUGUUGCCUGCUGUACUCGUCACUAUUGGACCUUCUCACUGGCCAUUACUUAGACAUACUUACUAUGUUCUUGCUUCACAUAGAUCGUGGAAAGUUCGAAGAAAGGCUGCAUCUUAUAUUCACAAGUUGGCCAUUUUUAUUGGAGAAGAAGCUACAUCCAGAGAUCUUUUGCCAAUAUUCGAGUCUUUAGUUUUAGAUCUGGAUGAAGUUCGAUCUGGUGCCAUUGAUCAUUUUUCCGCUUUUCUUCGGAUGCUGUCUGUCAGUGUCCGUAGCGAUUUGGCUCCCAUGAUGUGCCGUUUUCUCAAAACUGAUUAUGAAUGGAAUUGGCGAUUCAGACAGAACUUUUGUGAACAAUUGGCUGAAUCUUUACAUUUAUUUACUCCGCUUGAUAUGUACCACCAUAUACAUGAAGUUUGUUUGUCUUUAUUGAUGGAUAGAAUUUCUUCUGUGCGCCAAUCUGCAUUAUCACUAGUUCCAGAACUUUUAGUAGUUCUUAAUAAAAAUCUUAGUCUCAAAAGACUGAUGCUCAAUGAAUUGGUAACUCGUUUCGGACGAGCGGACUUGUGGAGUCGUCGGCAAAUGUUUGCCCAGAUAUGCUCUUAUAUAUUAUCAUGCGGAGAACGAUGCUUAUCAGCUGGUGAUUUCUGCAAUGAGUUAUUACCGAGUUUAUUGAAUUUAGCUUCAGAUCGUGUUCCUAAUGUGAGGUUAAUGGUUGCCAAAACUUUAUAUUCUCAUGUAGCUAAUAACCCAAUUUUCAUGGAUUUGCAAAACCCUCAACAUGAUAUAUUGUCUGAAACUUUGAUACGUUUACGUAGAGAUGAAGAUAGAGAUGUGCGUUAUUUUGCCGAUAGCAGUCGAACACUUGGCAUAAGCGCUAGCUAAUUAUUUUUCAAACAAAGCAUAUAUAUAUAUUUUUUUAAUUUUAAGGUAAUGAUAUUUAACUAAUUUAGUCCAACAAUGGCUGUGCCAAUAAACUGCAUUUGGAGAAAACAGUUAUAUAAUUAUUAUAUUAUAUUGUAACAUUUUAUUAAUUAUUGUUAUUAUAUUGAUUUAUAUAUUUGAGUAAAUUUGUUUGGGUUUUCCUAAUAUUUUACCGUUUAUUACGCCUAGAUUGAAAAAAGAAGGAACUAUAUAAACAAAUUACUUAUAAACACACAUUUGUUUAAAAAGAUACAUAUUUUUAUACAACAUUUAUCAUAUUAUGGUCGAUUGAUUAUACACAAAGUUUACAAAUAUAAUAAUAAAAGUAUAUAUACAUAUAGUCGUUUUAAUAUGUAU
Messenger RNA from Adelges cooleyi (spruce gall adelgid), 3617 nucleotides. RefSeq names its product serine/threonine-protein phosphatase 4 regulatory subunit 1-like. The coding region runs from base 765 to 3221 and encodes 818 amino acids. Gene Ontology annotation, biological process: protein dephosphorylation. Gene Ontology annotation, molecular function: protein phosphatase regulator activity. The record is from RefSeq and is a predicted model, not a curated record. The transcript has 15 exons. Lineage: Eukaryota; Metazoa; Arthropoda; Insecta; Hemiptera; Adelgidae.